Plasmopara halstedii is the source of this 285-nucleotide messenger RNA. RefSeq lists its product as uncharacterized. The record is from RefSeq and is a predicted model, not a curated record. The coding region runs from base 1 to 285 and encodes 94 amino acids. NCBI's taxonomy places the organism in Eukaryota, Oomycota, Peronosporomycetes, Peronosporales, Peronosporaceae. The transcript has 2 exons.
AUGCAGCGCCAAGUCCAGCCCGACCUCAAAGUGGAAGGUGUGGAGAUGGCUAAAUAUCAUGGUGGACUUGAUGAAAGUUUGGAGUUGUUCUUUUUCCAUGCCCACAAGUACUGUCAGUCGCAAAACAUUGACAUGUACAAUGAAAGACACCAACUACGCUGUCUCCUUGAUCACUGUCAAUCUGAGAGGAGCAGCAGCAGCGUGGUAUUUAUGCAACAGAUUGAGAGAGAAGUGAGACGACCUGAAGCAAAAGAAUUACAAGAGUCUGGAAGAGUACAUCACUAA